Aplysia californica (California sea hare) is the source of this 4707-nucleotide messenger RNA. RefSeq names its product hillarin-like. NCBI's taxonomy places the organism in Eukaryota, Metazoa, Mollusca, Gastropoda, Aplysiida, Aplysiidae. The transcript has a single exon. Bases 764 to 2146 code for a protein of 460 amino acids. The record is from RefSeq and is a predicted model, not a curated record.
UCAGAUGGUUGUCAGUAGUAGUUGCUCUAGUGGUCCAUAAAAAGGAGUUGGGGAUGGUGAGUGGUGCUGGAAGAAAAUUGGAUUUGAAGUCUGGUAAUUUCUCCAUGUGGAGCUAGUUGAGAUCAACUGUUUCAUUUUUAAAAGUAGCACGUGGACAGGAUGUUAACUGUUAUAUUGGUUAAUGUUUGUAAAUCAAGACUAUUUAGCUGGAAUCAAACUCUUCUUUUACGGGCAAGGCAAAGUGCAAAAUCAUAACUUCAUUAGUACCAAUCUGAUUAUUAUACUUUGGCAUAAUUCAGGUGCAGAUUUAAUUAAAUGAUCUCUUUGGAUGACUGCAUACAUACAAUGAUGCCUCUGUGUUUAAUUGGACAGUGCUCAAAAUAAUUAUUUUUGCCUUUCCACUCACGCUGAGACACAAAGUCCACUGAUGUUAUCACUCCUCAUCUAAACGCUGCCAAAUUUUGAAGCCACAAUAUAAUAUAUAACAUUAUAUUUAUGUGUAUUUGGUUGUAGGUUGGUUUUUUUAAAAGAGCCAAAUCAGAAAAAGGUACACCUGUUGGUCAUUGACCUUCUCUUAAACAUACUGUUAAAUGAGAGAAAAUCCAGUCUCCCCAGCUUUAAAAAGUAAAGAUAGCUGUCCUGGUGUUCUUCUGCUGAAUGUUCGCAACUGCUACAUAUUAUAACAUACAAAUUAAUGAACAUACGAAGCACAGGAGUUUGUGAGAACUUUUAGCACUCAUUCCUUUUGCGCCUCUUAUUGAGUAUGCUACAAAUCGAAUGCAGUGUGCAGUAUCCCUUGUCUUAUCUUUCAUUUUUCUUAUUCCUCAGAUCCAUUUUCUUCCAGUUCAAGAUGCGUUUUGAUGGUCACAAAUUGGCUGUCAUAAACACUGAUGACAAGGGUGGGGCAAAGAUCACUGUGCAGGUUCCAGAAGAGUAUGAGAACGACCUGGUCUUCUUUUAUCAGCUCAGAUUUGCAGAGAAAGAAAAGUCCAGAGAGACAACAUAUCGGGGCUCUCCGUUAGAAAGAUUUGUGUUUCAAACAAUGGUGGACAAUUCUGUUACAUUCAGCGUGCAUGUGCCUACUCCGGGGCAAUAUUUCAUGGAGAUUUUCGCUAACAAAAUUGAUGACAGUGGGCGAGUGGAAGAGAACAAUGCAAAUGUGGCCCCUUUCAAGCUGAAGUGUGCGUGCAAAUUCAAAAUAAUUUGUGAGAACCUGUCCGGUAAAAUGCACCCUCUGCCAAACUGUGCUGCUGGGGAGUGGGGUCCUAAAAAGGCUCAGAGGCAUUUUGGCAUUACGCCUUUGAUGUUACCCUCUUCAGAAUUUGAAAUGGAAAAAGUAGGGAUGCUGACAGUUGAGGACAAUUUUGAGCUUAAGUUUCGCACACCACACCCUUACCAGUUUGUGGCAAAGCUCAGGAUGAAUCACGUAGAAAGUAAGACAUUAGAUCCAUUUGUGAGUUUGUCCAGUGAGGGUUCAGUGUUGACCGUCUAUGUGUCGUUACCUCAGCCAGGACAGUUUGGUUUGGAUAUCUUCGCUAGGCCUAAAGGUGCCGUGGACACAACGACUUUGUCCCAUGCUUGCAAAUACCUCAUCAACUGCACUAAAGUGGAGUCUCAAGUGUACAUUCCCAAAGUCCCGACAGAAUCCAAAAGGUCAAAGUUUGGCCCAACCCCAGCCUUUGACGAAUUAGGGUUGAAAUUGGUGUCCCCGAAAGAAUCCAAGAUACGAGUGGGCAAGACAAAUGUUGCAGCUGUUGAGGUUCAGGUUCCAUCAAAGAUUGUGCUUUCAUAUCAGUUUCUUCGUGAACCAGAUGAAGAUAACAGAGACUAUGUGACACAGUCUCGUGAAGCAAAUGGCACUGUAAAGUUUAAUGCCACCAUGCCGAAAAAGGGAAAUUACAUGCUGUGUUUGUAUGCACGAAAGGAAAACAGUGACGACAAGUCCGCACCAAAUGUCUACAAUUUCUUACUUCAAUACAUGCCUGAGGCGGGUGAUACAAAUGGAACAGCUGAUAAGCCACCAGAGAAAAAGUCGUCUUCCUUUUUCAAGAAAUCGCUUUUUAAGAAGUCAGACAGCAAAGACAAACUGGCCAAUGACAAACUUUCUGAUCGAUCUUCUGACAAAUCCUCUGAUAAGUCAAAUUGAGAACCCUAGAAAAAUGAGCAGGUUGGAACACUUUCUUCUUUCAAGAAGUCAGUUGUGCUUUGUUUCUUGACACUUUUUCGAAGGUAGCAUGCAGUAUCGUCAGUUCAGAACGGUUUUAACUCCAAGGUACUCUGUGUCUUCGUGCAUGCUUUCUUCAGUUACGAUAAACUACUUGAAAGUAAUCGACCAUGAAAUAUAAGCAUAGAAAAAAAAAUAGGUUUAAAUGUGAAGAAGUAUGUCACUUAUACAACUUUUUUUUCAAAAUAGAUCUAUAUAUUAUAUGUGUACAACUUCAAUAACCAAAGAUAGCCUUAAUGCACCUUAACUUUUGGUGUUAUUGACCAUAUCUCUGAAUGGGGACGUAAAAAGUGGUGUUUACCCAACCGAAUGUCAGAAAUGUUAUCAGCCAGCCCUCUCCUUCCGUAUUCACUAAUUUGUAGUCUAUCUCCAUUCCAGACUUUCUUUCUUUGUUUCUGCAUCCUGCUUUGGCGACCUAGCGUAUGGCCCAUACUUAGUUUCUUUUUUCUAGACAUGCAGUCAGAAGGCAGAACACGUUCUCAGCUGAUUGUCCUCUCCCUCCCCCAUCUAUGUCAAAAUAUUUCACUUGCUGGUAGUCUCAUUCGGUUUGCACCAUUAGCACAGUUAGUAUCAUUCUGGACUAUGGAGGCAUGAUCCUAGGUUCAAAUCCUUAUAUAAAAAAGAUUUGAAUUUGAGUUGAUUCAGCAGUUUCAGUGGCUCUCAGACAUCUUUUCUCACUUGCAACUGAGAUAAAGGUUCGCAAAUAACCUGUGUCGAAAGUAACGUUGAACUGGAACUAUAUCAUUCCAAAAGACAAAGCCAAAUACGGUACUUUAAGUUUUAGUGUCAUUAAUUGGCAAGGUUCACUUUUUAGUACAGAGACUUAAAGAAAUUCCCCUGCUGACCCUGUGCUUGUAUUUGAAUUAUAAUCUUUAAUAUGAUUUCUUCAAGUACUGACAUGUCAAGGAGAAUAUGAGUAUUCUUUUCUAAAAAGUAAAUGCUUGUAUUUCUAUGCAAAACUUUGGCUAUUCAUGGGAUUUUUAUAUUUAAACUGCAUUCAUGUACAUUGUUUCACACUGAAUCAUUUAUUUUCAUUUAUGCUGUGCUGCUUACAACUUAACUGUUUGUAAUGGAAAUGUAAUUGAAGUCAGAGUGACUGAGAGGCUGAGAUUUCACAUUGUCCUUCAGGAUAUUCUUCUUUUCUGGUUUUGUUUUGUUUUUUGUGGUGUUAUGUUAUAUUUGUUGUUUUGAUUUUAAGAGCGUGCUGUUGCAGUGAUAAUGAUUUAGUGCUUGCAAAAACAAAAGCAAAGAGAGAAAAACAAACAUUUGAGAAGGAACUUGUACUAACUGAUCAUCACUGUGCCAGAGUGCUUCCCAGUCACAUAAACUCAUUUGUUGUACUUUCAUAAGCAUACAUAGGCCAUAUCAAUGGUGGGUUUCACAUUGUGGAUGUUACAGUCGUGGGCUUUUUUAUUGCUAGACAGGACCCUUGAUUGACAGGUCUACACAAAACAGAGCGUGAAAGGAGGCAAAAUAGGUACAUGUACAAAGUAGGAAAAUAUGCAACCCUUUGGUUGGGGAGAUUUAGGUAUGUGAGUUUUACCUUGUGAGUGGAUGAGUUGUGCCCCAUUUUAUACGACAGCAGACUAUUUAUAUCCACCAGUCUGCUCAGGGUGUGUCAAACUCAAAGUCGGAGACAUGGAACAUAAGUGGAAGCUUGAUCAAUGCCACUUUCUUGUUCAUGACUUCUGCAGCAUCUCCUGGGUGAUGGAGUAAUUUAAGAGUUGAAAGAGAGACCCCUCCAUAAUAGCUGCUCUUUUACCUUGCUUACCCUUAUUACGGUACUUGUUUGGGUUUUUUAGUUUGUAAUUUUGUUUUCUGCUUGUUGACUUUUUUUUUAAAAAGCUUGUUGUUUUAAAGAAAUGGAUGAGUGGGAGAAAAGGAAGAGACAUAUUAUUAUUUCUCUCUUUCUGGGAGUCCCAUUAUCGAGACACUUCAGUUUGGUUAUGCACCAUGUACUGUGUUUACUUCUCGCUUCUGGUACUUGUUUUUGCAACCUGUGCUUGUUAUUGGACUGUAGUUGUCAGGUCUUCUGGAGUUUUAGCUCUGUACUGACUGGCAUUUGUGGUGUAGAGGGUAGGCGCUUUGUCAUUGCUCACAGAAGACCAGAGUUUGAGCCCUGUAUGGGGAGAACUCUUUUCAAGUGUUUCGGUUUUUCUCACGCUGGGAUGUUAUUUCCCUCUCAGCCUGGGUUGGCCUUGACAACCGCCUCCUAUAUAAUCUAAAUUUUGUCGAUGGAAACAUAAAAACACUGCAUUGUGUUUGCUGAUUCUCUCAGACCUUGUUGACCUGGACAAAACUUCAGAAACAGAACCAAAGGAAUACUGUUCUUCUUCCCAUUCCAUUUAAAAUGUGAUUUUUGUUUGUUUUGUUGUUGAAUUGUGCUGUUACAUAUUACUGCCCACAAGCAUUUUACUUGUAAAGGAGGAAACAGUUGAAUUACGCUAAGAUGCAAAUCAAAAUAUAAAAGCCUUUCAAACUAA